CGGGAUUGACAGCGUUAACUCGCCUCUUCCACUACUGUUUUUAGGAGAUUCUCUUGACUGACAGAACAUACCGGUGUAUCUAUAUAUCCGACUUUCAAAGAUCAGUCUCUUGAAGUGAAGUAACAUCAUGCCAAUCCAGGCCUUCUCAUUCCCUAUACCUGAAACCAGAUUCUUUCAGGUUGGCCAACAUGUCUACAAGUUCAAGAUCAGACGAGGAAGUAAAAUCAGUCGUGAAGAAGAGAUUUUGGACAGUGAGUUUGUCAAUGAGGAGCUUGAGAACGCUGUACGAGUUGUACUCGUGAGCCUGGACAAUCUUCAUCCAUUCGCCACACAACAUUUCAACAUCUUUCCCUAUAAGAGUAGGUGGGAGCGUGUGUCAGAGUUGAGAUUCAGGAAAGGAGACAAGAAAUUAGUUGCUUACCCCUUCCUCAUCACACUGUAUGUGGAGACAAAUGAGCUAAUCCCUCCAGUCACAGUGAAGCAUGCAAACAAAUGGGUCCCUUCAGAUAGGGAAUCUAGAUCAGACAGUCCACAGCUUCCUACUUCCUGUGGCCUAUCCCUAGCUUAUGAACCCAAGCGCAGGAGAACAGAGGAACCACUAGAGGGCCCACUGAGCUCAGACCAGCAUUAUGACAAGAUGGAUGCCCAUCUGUGUCUCCAAGAGCUGCCAAUGUCUGAAGGCGCAGAAGAGAUGGUUUGUGCCAAUGAGGCAUAUGCUGAUUCCCAGGAGUCUUCACCAGGUGCCACAAGCCCAGAGUUUCAUGUUGUUGAGCAGGAUGCCCUUGAUUCUAAAGCUGCAGAGAGAGAAAAACUUGGAGUCCUUGCUAGACUGACUAGCAUUAUAGCAUUUCCCAUCUUCCUGCUGUUCAGAAGGAGCUGAUGACGUCGAUGACACAAAAACUAUCAAGUUCCUGGGCAUUUUCAUAUUAGUCCUUACCAUCAUUAUUUGAAAAUGAAUUCUGUAAACCUCAUAAAAUAGUUCACUGUUCUUUUACAAAAGAC
Molecule: messenger RNA, 1002 nt
Organism: Ictalurus punctatus (channel catfish)
Lineage: Eukaryota; Metazoa; Chordata; Actinopteri; Siluriformes; Ictaluridae
Product: membrane-anchored junction protein
Exons: 11
Coding region: 128-880 (250 amino acids)
Biological process (GO): homologous chromosome pairing at meiosis; meiotic attachment of telomere to nuclear envelope
Cellular component (GO): nuclear inner membrane
Molecular function (GO): DNA binding
Source: RefSeq, a predicted model, not a curated record